AUGUCUGAUUAUCAAAAUAUAUUCAGACAGAAUAUUAAAAGAAAUUCAACUUAUCAUUCAUCUCCUGGAACUUUUCAAAAUUUGGUCAAUCUUGAACCAAGUUUAUCUAAAAAGUAUUCAUAUCUAAUUGAGAAACUACAACCUACGGAAAUUAAACAAAUUGAAUUAAUGCAAAGAAAAUAUCAGCAGAAUAAAAUUGAUUGUCUAUCAUCAAGUGGCUCAUUAUCAAGAAGUCUACAAAACUUGGUUCUUGUUGGUCAGGCAUCUAGACCACAAUCGGCUAUUUGCCGAAAAUCUCAACAUGAUAAAAUGAGCUCCAAUUAUUUGAAAUGUACGGAGCAGCGUUUAACACGUAGGGCAUCACAUUCAUCACUUGAUAAAGAAAGACAGUUUUGGAAACGGAAACAAACUCAAGAACGAAUGCAAAAUGAUGAAAGAGAACGCGCACAAAAAUGUUAUGAAGAGAAGCUAAACAAAGUUGAAAAACACAGAAAUCAAAUUUUGAAAGAAAAAGAAAGAAAUAUGAUUACGGCCCAUUAUGAACGUGCAAGAAAAGUUCGUCAAGUUCUAGAAAGAAGAAAACAAUUAAGGAAAAUGAUCGAAGAAUAUAGAAAAGAACUGUACGAAGCUCGAGAACAAUCUAUACAAAGAGCUAUGGAACGUGUAUCCUGUAGAUUAUCAGAAGAACAGAAAAGAUUAGCUUCAGAACGAAGACAAAAACAAAUGCAAGUUGAAGAAAAUACAAAAGAAAUACAACGCAGAGAACAAGAAGUACGAAAGGCAGCUGAAUUAGCUUUACGACAGAAAGAUGAACACAUACGUCGACUAAUUGAAGAAAAAGAAGCUAGGAUUCAGCAAUCAAGAAAUUUGGCGUUAGCAGCUGAAUGUCUACGUGAAGAAAUGUUACGUGUUUAUAAUCUGGAUAGUUUUGAUAAAAAAGUUCAAAAAGUCACACUGAUCAAUGAAAUGGGAUUAAAUGGAAAACAAUAA
This is a messenger RNA of Schistosoma intercalatum, 990 nucleotides long. NCBI's taxonomy places the organism in Eukaryota, Metazoa, Platyhelminthes, Trematoda, Strigeidida, Schistosomatidae. The record is from the annotation of a GenBank genome assembly.